Molecule: messenger RNA, 396 nt
Organism: Gongylonema pulchrum
Lineage: Eukaryota; Metazoa; Nematoda; Chromadorea; Rhabditida; Gongylonematidae
Source: the annotation of a GenBank genome assembly
AUGUAUGCAAUGGAUGAAGCUUCUACUUCACGAAUAUUCGAUUUCAUGCUUGUGCGUGAAUGUACAUGGACGGAUUGGACUGAAUGUACAGAACGAUGUGGCGGUGGAUACAGACAACGGAGACAACGAUGUUUUCCCGACAAACACUGCGAUUCGUCGCCCUGUGCAACCGACGAAAACGCGUUGCAGUUCGAUGCAUGCAAUAACAUGCCCUGUAAUGAGGUACGACGAUAUAGCGCUUGGGGACACUGGCUUUCGCUCAAUGAAAACACGGAAAUUCGAUAUCGAGCAAGCUGUGGCGUCGAAAUCCCGGAUCCCACGUCAAUUCGGUAUCUUGUCGAACCAUGCGCUAUACCGGCAUGUGAUUUUGGUAAACAUUAUCAUUUUUGCCAUUAA